Messenger RNA from Brassica napus (rape), 907 nucleotides. RefSeq lists its product as uncharacterized. The transcript has a single exon. Bases 308 to 880 code for a protein of 190 amino acids. The record is from RefSeq and is a predicted model, not a curated record. NCBI's taxonomy places the organism in Eukaryota, Viridiplantae, Streptophyta, Magnoliopsida, Brassicales, Brassicaceae.
AUCAUGUAAAGAAACUAAUACCUUUACACUGGUUCCACGGUCUGAAGAUAUGCACGUCCUAGGAAACAGAUGGGUGCAUAGAGUGAAGUUGAAUGCAGAUGGAAGUUUCAAGAAGCUUCGAUCUCGUCUGUUUGCAAAAAGAAAUGAGCAAGAAGAAGGGGUUGAUUAUCUUGAAACCUACAGCCCUGUGGUUAGAAUGGCAUCAUUAAGGACAAUUCUACACAUGGCUACGGUAUUGAAUUGGGAAAUAAGACAAAUGGAUGUCAAAAAUGCAUUCUUACACGGUGAUUUACAAGAAUAGGUGUUCAUGAAGCAACCUGCUGGUUUUGUUGAUCAAGAGCAUCCUCAUCAUGUGUGGAAAUUGAACAAAGCGAUCUACGGCUUGAAGCAAGCUCCGAGGGCGUGGUUCGACAAGUUCAGCACCUUCCUGAUUGACUUUGGUUUUUGCUGCUCCAAGUCUGAUCCAUCCCUGUUUGUUUACAAAACGGAAACAGACAUUAUUAUUCUUCUACUAUAUGUAGACGACAUGGUGAUCACAGGAAACAGCUCAGAGAGUCUUGAUCAUCUACUUAAGCAACUCAACAGCGAGUUCAGAAUGACUGAUAUGGGAAAGCUACACUACUUUUUGGGAAUUCAAGUUCAGACACAUGAUAAAGGGUUGUUCUUAUGUCAGCAAAAGUAUGCAGAAGACUUACUUGCAGUCGCAAGGAUGAAAGACUGUGAACCAAUUCCUACGCCUUUGCCACAUCAACUGAAUCGAGUUGAAGACAAGUCUGAACUGUUCUCUCAUCCUACCUACUUCAGAAGUCUUGCUGGCAAGCUCCAGUAUCUGACUCUGACGCGUCCAGACAUUCAAUUUGCUGUGAAUUAUGUCUGUUAGAAGAUGCACUCGCCAACAGUCUCUGAU